This is a messenger RNA of Ylistrum balloti, 450 nucleotides long. RefSeq lists its product as uncharacterized. The transcript has 2 exons. Lineage: Eukaryota; Metazoa; Mollusca; Bivalvia; Pectinida; Pectinidae. The record is from RefSeq and is a predicted model, not a curated record. The coding region runs from base 1 to 450 and encodes 149 amino acids.
AUGGGAAGUUCGAGUUCAAAGCAAAGACAGACACCAGUGCAGGAAGCUCAGACUAACAGAUCGAAUCUGACUUAUACAUGCAGUAUCAUCGAUGACGAAUCCAUUAAUUAUGUAAUUCGUGAAAAUUUGCAUCGUUUAACGUGGGCGGAACGAGCGAUGGCACGUGAAGCGCAAAGCCUAGCCACCCAGGAAUUAAAUAGAACAAUGAGGAACUGUGAACUGGUGAUGUAUCUAGACAACACAACAAUAAGAAUCCGAGCCGGCAAUUGUGAUAACAGGAUAAUAAUGCUGAGGAAAGGCGAUGGAGAAAUUGAAUGGAAGUUCACCAAAAGAUCCUUCACACAGACAGUGUACAGUGGCGUUAGAUGGGUGGGCCAAAGCUUGCUUGGAUUUUUCGGGUCGUUAUUACCCAUAGCUGGUCAAGUCGUAGAAAGUAUCGGAUGGCUCUAA